CUUCUGUCACCUUCUCAAUUCUUUCUUCCUCUCCCAUAAAACCGGAGUCACACAAAAAGCCCAAUCCUCCCUGAGAAGUCAUACCAUUCGUCUCUGUUACCUCUCAGAUUCUUUCAUUUUCCAGGAACCAGUGACUCGAUCGAGAUGAAUCAGUUCGUUGCCAGGUCGUCGGCGCUCCGCGGCCUGCUGGUCAAUGAAGCAAGACGGCACUACGUGUCUCCGGCGCAGUCGUCGGCGAGUGUCCUGAUGCGGCUUGUGGAAGUUCCGCCGGCGGGAACGGCGAAGGCGGAGCAAAUCAAGAGAUUUAACGCGGCGUCGUUUGGCGGUUCUGGUUGGAGCAGGAUGAUGAGUACUUCUUCUUCUUCUUCUUCCUCUGCUCUGGCUGAGAAGGAGAACGGCGAGAAGGAGAAGCCAGCGGAAGCGGAGAGUAAGUCAGGCGGCGGUGCUGAAAGUACUGUACCGGUGGUUUCGAGCUACUGGGGGAUCGCGAGGCCGAAGAUCGUCAGAGAAGACGGGACGGAGUGGCCGUGGAACUGCUUCAUGCCGUGGGAAACCUAUCGUUCCGAUACUUCAAUUGAUCUCAGCAAGCAUCACCUCCCGACGACCUUCCUCGACAAAGUGGCUUACAGAACUGUCAAAAUCCUCCGGAUCCCCACCGACAUAUUCUUCCAGAGGAGGUAUGGCUGCCGUGCAAUGAUGCUAGAGACAGUGGCAGCAGUCCCUGGAAUGGUAGGAGGGAUGCUGCUCCACUUACGCUCGCUUCGCAAGUUCCAGCCCAGUGGCGGGUGGAUCAAAGCUCUGCUCGAAGAGGCAGAGAACGAGAGGAUGCAUCUGAUGACAAUGGUGGAGCUGGUGCAGCCCAAGUGGUAUGAGAGGGCCCUGGUUCUAGCUGUGCAAGGGGUGUUCUUCAAUGCCUACUUUCUGCUGUACAUGAUAUCUCCCAAACUAGGACAUAGAGUCGUGGGUUACUUGGAAGAGGAAGCUAUUCACUCAUACACCGAGUAUCUGAAAGACAUCAAGGAAGGGAAGAUUGAGAACGUUCCAGCUCCUGCUAUUGCCAUUGAUUACUGGAGGCUGCCCAAAGAUGCUACUCUGGAGGAUGUUAUCGUUGUCAUCCGUGCUGAUGAGGCUCACCAUCGUGAUGUCAACCACUUUGCUUCUGAUAUCCAUUACCAGGGAAAGGAAUUGAGGGAGGCGCCUGCACCAGUUGGGUAUCAUUGAUGAAUGCCAUGCAAAUAUGCAAUGCUCCUUUCAUGUUUCCAUAAGAGGAUGGUAGAUGAGUUUUACUUAGUAUCAUCGUAUUGAUCUGCUUCGAGAAAACCACCGUCUUCGAUAAUAUCCAGCCGAUAUUGCCAUUUGUAUAGAUAGAAGAUCGAAGCUUGCACUGAUCUAUUACCUUUGCUAUCCCUUUCAAACGAUACGGAACCAUCAAUGUAUGUCGAAUUUUACUCUUAAGUUUUGUGUCCGCGAGUGAUUAGCCUGCAUUUUCGCAUGAGAAUGUGCCUGGCCUUUUAUUCAGAAUUCUCUCGAACAUUUUCAGACCUUUGUAGAGAAAGAUUGAACAUUUUGCGAAAGGUGACGGUGACGCAAUUAGAGUGAAGAGAA
This is a messenger RNA of Linum tenue, 1605 nucleotides long. Lineage: Eukaryota; Viridiplantae; Streptophyta; Magnoliopsida; Malpighiales; Linaceae. The record is from the annotation of a GenBank genome assembly.